AUGCCUCCUCAUCCCCGAGCUACAUCUAGCCCCAAAAGGAUGAAGGCAAAGUGCAAAGUUGCGGAAUCUGGUAUCCCAGCGCUCACUGGGCAAGGAAAGAAGGUGCGGACAGCAGAUGAAGUUGGUUUGGUGUCGCUGCAGCUAUCUUCCGAUGUCAAUGCUCUCCCCAUUCGUCGUUCUGGUCAUCCUGGUGCAGGUACAGGAGGAAGGAAUGCUCAACUAGAGAAAGUUGGCGCAGCUCUGCAUACCCUCUUGCUCCAGAAUCACGUCGAAAGGGCCGUGGCAGCCGUCCAUAGCGUCUCAAACGGUAUGGGCUCUACCAUCACGAGUUCCUGUCAGAAGGGGAAAAAAGCCAAGACAUCUUCUGUCCCUGACCCGCAAGCCGAACUGGACAUCACCCGCAGCGAGUCAAGCUAUCAAUCAUUGCAACCAGGUUUAUCACUUUGUGAAAUGGGCAGACACUUCGGAUUUCAAAUGCCUCAAGGCAGCCCACCAAUCGUGCCACCUGGAACAGAGCCAGAUCUGCAAGCGCUUAACAAUUCUUAUGUAGUGAUCAUGAUGGCCAAGAAAGACGCUAAGUAUCGUGCCUGCAGCGCUGUUCAAAGCCUUGCUGGAGGCCAUCAGUCUUCUUCUAGCUCUGGUGAAAGUGGCACAGGUGACAAAGACAAUGACUAUUCUACUGACAGUGAUAAUGCUGGUGAAAGGGAGUUUGGUUGGGCUGAGGUUGGUUUUUCUCGGGAACCAGAACCUUCCCCGGUCCAUGUUACUUCCACUCUUGCUCCUGACUUCGACUUUCAAUACUCCCGCGACGAAGAUGACAUGAACACCAAGCAAACAUUAGCUUUUGACAAACCAUCAAGUAAUGAGAUUGCCUCAGAGGGUGCUCGACGUGUCCCCGAAGUCUCUGAACUUGAACUCGGUGGUUCUCAGGAACCUGACGGCUCUCAGUGGGAUACAGCCGGUAAACAAUUUGAACCUGUGCAUGUGUAUCUGACCCAAGUACCAGAUUAUUGGCCUAUUCACAAGCCCGAUAUGGCGAAACUCUUAUAUGAAGAUCUCUCGACUUGGCGCUCUGAGCUCAAGAAGAAUGUCACUGUGAUUGCCUCAAUCAUGCCUGGCCUCGUCCCCCCGUCAAAUAUCCCACCUCAAGAACGUGCUUCAUGGGUGGAAGGUGCGGCUACUGAGUUAAAGGUGGGCUCAAAGUUUCUACGCGACGGUAUGGACGAACAGGGAAAAACACGAAACUUUGCCAACCCUGCGCUCUGCGACGCUGUCAUCAUGUUCAUGUACACUGGACCGUAUAGAAUCGCUCGAAGACAUCCAGACAUUUUCAGCAAGCAGUUGCCUUUGUCAUGCUUGGCUUUGGUCUCUGCUGUGUUCGUUUGCGUUCUCAACAGCCUCGCAAAAAAUGGAAAUGGCAAAUCAUCCCUGAAAUUCACCACCAAGGAAUAUCGCCCAACCUACACAUCUGCGCUAAAGUUGCUCCAAAACAUCAUGGAACAUCCUUAUCAUGGUCCCAAGUUGGUCGAGCAGCUCCAAUCAUGGGCUGAGGCUGGAUGGCAAGGAUAUGCUCUCGUUUCUAACAAGUCUAGCACGCUAACUGUAUUCAUGCAGGGCAGCAUCUUGCAAAGUUGA
This is a messenger RNA of Suillus paluster, 1635 nucleotides long. RefSeq lists its product as uncharacterized. The record is from RefSeq and is a predicted model, not a curated record. The coding region runs from base 1 to 1635 and encodes 544 amino acids. Lineage: Eukaryota; Fungi; Basidiomycota; Agaricomycetes; Boletales; Suillaceae. The transcript is spliced from 13 exons.